AUGGUCAUUGUUAGAACCAUUAUGGCUAUUGCUACUUCUAGACAUUGGUAUAUCUAUCAAAUAGAUGUACGUGAUGCAUUUCUCAAUGGUGACUUAGUUGAGAAUGUUUAUAUGAAGAUUCUUGAUGGGUUUGCAAGAAAAGGUAGUCUCAUAAGCUUUUGUGUGACACUAGAGAAGCUCUACAGAAUUAAGUUUAAAAUGAAGGAUCUUGGAGAACUCAAGUUCUUUCUAGGCAUUGAGUUUGCAAGAUCUAGCAAGGGAAUACUUAUGUGUCAAAGAAAGUAUGCAUUGAAAAUGAUAGCUGAAACUGGGCUAGGAGGAGCCAAACCAUCAGGAACACCACUUGAGCUUAAUAAAAAAACUGACCUUAGGGUUCUAAGUCAGUACAUGCAUUUUCCAAAGCAGUCUCAUUGGGAAGCAGCACUUAGAGUAGUAAGGUAUAUCAAAGAAGCACCUGGACUUGGUUUACUAAUGCCAUCAGAUGAUACAAGUCAACUUGUUGCUUAUUGUGACUCUGAUUGGGGUGGAUGCUUAGAGUCUAGAAGAUCAGUGACUGGUUAUCUAAUGAAGUUUGGUGAGGCGUUGCUUUCUUAG
This is a messenger RNA of Lycium ferocissimum, 594 nucleotides long. RefSeq lists its product as uncharacterized. NCBI's taxonomy places the organism in Eukaryota, Viridiplantae, Streptophyta, Magnoliopsida, Solanales, Solanaceae. The transcript has 3 exons. The coding region runs from base 1 to 594 and encodes 197 amino acids. The record is from RefSeq and is a predicted model, not a curated record.